AUGAAUACGUCUACAAAUCUCGCAACAUCACCAUCAUCAUCUUCAUCAGUUCCUAUUUCAACAUUAAAUCUUGAUAAACAAGAACCUGAUGUUGAUGCAAUUAAAAUGUUCUGUGGACAAAUUCCACGUAAUAUGAAUGAAUCAGAAUUACGUGAAAUAUUUGAACAGUUUGGUCCUGUCUUUCAAUUAAAUAUUUUACGUGACAAACAAACUGGUGAAUCAAAAGGUUGUUGUUUUGUUACGUAUUAUACGAGAAAAGCAGCAUUAGAUGCACAAAAUGCUCUACAUAAUUUACGUACAUUAAAUGGUAGUCAUCAUCCAGUACAAAUGAAACCAGCUGAUACAGAAAAUCGUAAUGGUAAACGAAAAUUAUUUGUUGGAAUGGUAUCAAAAAGUUUUGAUGAACAAAGUAUUCGUGUACUUUUUCAAUCGUAUGGCUCUAUUGAAGAUUGUACAAUACUUCGAGAUGCUAAUGGGAAAAGUCGAGGAUGUGCUUUUAUUACAUUUCAAAAACGUCAAUGUGCUAUAAAUGCAAUAAAAUCUAUGCAUCAAUCUCAAACAAUGGAGGGUUGUUCAUCUCCACUUGUUGUUAAAUUUGCUGAUACACCAAAAGAUAAAGAAACAAAAAAAAUUCAACAACAAUUUCCAAAUUAUAAUAAUGUUCUUAUGCAACAAAUGACUCCUGGAAAUUCGAUACCUAAUCCGCAACAUAUGAACACAUAUAAUUUUAUACCGGAAUUGAGUAAUUUAGUAUUACUUCAACAAUUAUUAAAGAAUUAUGGUUUUAUUGGUAACAAUGGCAAUACUAUUAAUUUUCCAGCAUUGAAUAAUCUAUUACAAAUGUUUACAAAUAAUAUGAAUUUAAAUCCGAAUAAACUACCUAUAUUAGUACCAUCGAAUUCAUCAUCAAAUAUGACUUCAAGUUCUCAAAAUGGAAGUAAUCAAUCAUUAAAUCUUCACGAACAACAACAACAACAACAACAUACACUUAAUUCACCUCGAUCACCAUUAUCAUCGAAUUCAAAUAAUACUUCGUAUAAUACUGAUUCUUCUGUACUUAUGUGUGGAUUAAAUACAAAUAGUCCACAAAAUACUCAUAUUAAUCCAAAUAAUAAUUUAACAUCAACUAUAUCAACAUCCAAUAAUAAUCUUUAUCCACCUACAAUGCCUCCAGUCUAUGCCAAUAAUGUUAAUUCAUUAGCAAAUGCUACUGCAGAUGCUCAUCACAAUCUACAAAAUCUUGUUGCAAUGUCUCAAGUAAAUAAUGGAGGUCUUUUAUCAACAACGAAUCCAUCUGCAGCAGCAGCAGCUGCUUCGUUUCCUGUUUUUCCAUCAUCAUCAUAUAUAUCUUCUCAAGUAGCUGGUAAACAUACUGAAGGUCCGGAUGGUGCAAAUCUUUUUAUUUAUCAUUUACCACAAGAAUACAGUGAUACAGAUUUAGCUCAAGCUUUUGCACCUUACGGACCAAUUAUAUCUGCUAAAGUAUUUGUUGAUAAAACAACAAAUCGAAGUAAAUGUUUUGGUUUUGUUAGUUAUGAUAAUCCAGCAUCGGCACAAGCAGCUAUAAAUCAAAUGAAUGGUUGUCAAAUUGGAAUGAAACGACUUAAAGUUCAAUUAAAAAAACAUCGUAUUGAAACAAAUAAUAACUUAAAUAGUCCAACUAGCAAUCAGAUUCAAGCAACUAUCAAUAAUAGUUCAAACAAUCAUAAUGGAAAUUCACCUUCAACAUCAAUAAAAUCUUCCUAUUAA
This is a messenger RNA of Adineta steineri, 1749 nucleotides long. Lineage: Eukaryota; Metazoa; Rotifera; Eurotatoria; Adinetida; Adinetidae. The record is from the annotation of a GenBank genome assembly.